This is a messenger RNA of Sphaerodactylus townsendi, 2854 nucleotides long. It is a transcript of the gene PICK1, whose product is annotated as protein interacting with PRKCA 1. The coding region runs from base 333 to 1565 and encodes 410 amino acids. Lineage: Eukaryota; Metazoa; Chordata; Lepidosauria; Squamata; Sphaerodactylidae. Gene Ontology annotation, molecular function: protein kinase C binding; phospholipid binding; protein domain specific binding. Gene Ontology annotation, cellular component: synaptic vesicle; neuron projection; postsynaptic density. The transcript is spliced from 13 exons. The record is from RefSeq and is a predicted model, not a curated record. Gene Ontology annotation, biological process: positive regulation of receptor internalization; receptor clustering; dendritic spine maintenance.
AUUGUAAUAUCGCGAGAAAUGAAUGAAUUAGUGGCUGCCUGUUGCCCUCAAUUCGUAAGCACUCUUAGGCAGGCCGCCGAAGGGGGCGGGACUAGACGAGCCCAGAGGGCGUGCCUUCCGACCAGGUUUGGUACUGACGUGGAGGAACCAGCGGGGAGCCUCUGAGUGACAGGUAGAGAAGAAGAGAAGCCCAGAAGCAGGUGGAUGCGGAUGCUGAGCUCGAGCCAGGCGCUUCCGGUGAGGAAGAGGGCAGGCAAAUCACCCCUCCUCCUUCUUGAGGUAAUUCAGGGCAUUCAGCAUCUCCCAAAAGUGGCCUUCGGUCAGUUGGAACAAUGUUUACAGACUUGGACUUUGACAUUGAGGAGGAUAAGCUGGGCAUUCCCACUGUGCCUGGGACAGUGACAUUGAAGAAAGACAGCCAGAAUCUGAUUGGUAUCAGCAUAGGGGGAGGAGCCCCGUACUGUCCCUGUCUUUAUAUUGUUCAGGUGUUUGAUAAUACUCCUUCGGGUCUGGAUGGAACUUUGGCAGCAGGGGAUGAAAUCACAGGUGUGAAUGGGAAGUCGGUCAAAGGAAAAACAAAAGUAGAAGUGGCCAAAAUGAUACAGGUGGUGAAGGGAGAAGUGACAAUUCACUACAACAAACUCCAGGCUGACCCAAAGCAGGGCAAGACCUUGGAUAUUGUGCUGAAGAAAGUGAAACACCGCCUGGUGGAGAACAUGAGUUCAGGGACAGCAGAUGCUCUGGGGCUGAGCCGAGCCAUCCUCUGCAAUGAUGGACUGGUAAAGAGACUGGAAGAACUGGAGAGGACUGCAGAACUCUACAAAGGCAUGAUGGAGUAUACAAAAAGUCUUCUCAGAGCAUUCUUUGAACUGUCUCAAACUCACAGAGCAUUUGGGGAUGUUUUCUCAGUCAUUGGUGUACGAGAGCCUCAGCCAGCUGCCAGUGAAGCAUUUGUGAAAUUUGCAGACGCUCAUCGCAGCAUUGAGAAAUUUGGAAUCCGCCUUUUAAAAACCAUGAAACCGAUGCUGACUGAUCUGAACACUUACCUUAACAAAGCCAUUCCUGAUACACGACUAACAAUCAAGAAGUAUUUGGAUGUCAAGUUUGAGUAUUUGUCCUACUGUCUCAAGGUGAAGGAGAUGGAUGAUGAAGAAAACACCUGUAAUGCGCUGGGAGAGCCACUCUACCGGGUCAGCACAGGGAAUUACGAGUACCGCUUAAUCCUGCGCUGCCGCCAGGAGGCACGGACACGCUUUGCUAAGAUGAGGAAAGACGUCCUAGAGAAGAUGGAGCUGCUAGACCAGAAACAUGUGCAAGACAUCGUAUUUCAGCUCCAACGCUUUGUUUCCACAUUCUCCAAGUACUACGAUGACUGCUAUGCUGUUUUGCGAGAUGCGGAUGUCUUCCCCAUUGAAGUGGAUCUGGCACGUACCACUCUGAAUUAUGGCCAGAAAGAUAUCUUCACAGAUGGAGCAGAGGAGGAGGAGGAGGAGGAAGGAGGUGGAUGUGGGGAAGGAAACAGGAAGGAAGAAGAGAAUGGUGAGAAACUCAUUGAUGAUGCAUGAGCCCAUGGACUUGGUGAGGUGGAAGAAUCACCGCAGAGACUUAUUAAUUCUAUUUCUCUAGACACUUUUGUCCACAGUGACUUUUCUAUCUGCAAAAGCCCAGCCAGGGAGAUGAGAAUCUGCUUUGAAUGUGGGCACUUGGGGGUGGUUUGUUCCCCAAGUGCUUGAAAGCAAUCCCACUUCUAAAGCAGCUCAUUCCUUUCAUGUCUGCCUGAAUGAUCUUUUCCCCAUUGCCCAUCUGAAGCUGAGAGGAGGAGUUAACUUCAUGGUAGCACCCUUUCGUCCCCAUCCUAGUGUGGCACCCUGUGCCAAGGGGCCACAGUUUUAGUUUGCAGGACACACACUCCCCUAGCUAUUCCCCUGAUGUUUUAUUUAAUGUGAUCAUCCUUCAUGCCUUCAAGUGUGUUAGCUAGGUUCAGUGGUGAGAUCAUUUCAGGUGUUCAGUUUGUUCCUUCCCCCCCCCCCCCCCCGUUUAAUCCCCACUACUGUUAUUAGGUGGGUAUCAAAGUGUGAGGGUGCCCCAUCCCUCCUCCUGGCCCUGGCCCACCUCAGAUAAGAAGGGAAGCAAGGUAAACGAGCCUUAGAGAUCCUGACUACUAAACAACAACGCUUCACAGGACAUCCAGAGGAUUCCAUCUGGUCUGUAUAAUUACCAUUCACGCAGGAUCAAAUAAGUAUGGAAAGGUGGUAUGGAACUCCGUAAGGGGUUAGCCUGUGCUCCCAAUCUUCGGCGCUUUUUGGUUGCAGAGACUCAUGGUUGGCCUUCACCAAAGCCUUAUACAGUAUUUAACAAGCUAAUAGAUUUGUAAACCUUGCAUAUAGAGAGUAAAAAUGGUGCUUGUGGAGGAGGCUUCAUGUCCCGAGGCUAAUGAUCAAAUAACUCUCAGCAUCCCCACAACUACAUAUUUACUUCUAUUAUUCAUGAAAUGCUGCUCCUGGAAACGGGGAACAUGUUAUGAACCCUAAACAAUGUAUGUACCCCCACAUAAAGCUCUGCAGUACUAAAGGAAAGCAGUUUACACUGGAUUCUUUUAAUUCUCUGGCUCUUUGAGAUUCUAAUGAAAUAGAGUGGGAUUUUGUCUUAAUUAGUAAGCGUGAAGAUAAGGUAUGGAAUUUUUUUAGGUUCGUAUUGACUGCUGGCCAAGAAAAAAGCUGUAUAAGGGGUAUUAUUUAUGACACACCCUCAGUAUCAAUUGCCUCUUUCUGUGUGAAUGGCCAGCAAAAGGCCUUCUGGGUCCAGGGCUUUUUUGUGUCAAGUUGUGUGACUAAUAUUAAAAAAAUGAACUUUC